Nylanderia fulva is the source of this 1531-nucleotide messenger RNA. Its product is annotated as Mitochondrial calcium uptake 3. Lineage: Eukaryota; Metazoa; Arthropoda; Insecta; Hymenoptera; Formicidae. The record is from RefSeq and is a predicted model, not a curated record. Gene Ontology annotation, biological process: calcium import into the mitochondrion; mitochondrial calcium ion homeostasis. Gene Ontology annotation, molecular function: calcium ion binding. Gene Ontology annotation, cellular component: uniplex complex.
UGGUAUGCGCCGAGAGAGGAACCGAAAAUGGCGACGGUAGCUAGUGUUGUGUCGCGGCGUGUGUUAUCGUACGCAUGUUAUUUUCGCAAUGUCACGCGAGUGUACACAUCGUGGCGUGUCAACAGUGGCUUCAAGAGAUGCCGGAAAGGUACCGAGUUGCUGGCCAUCGCUUCUGUCACCUUGCUGGCGCAGCAGUAUCUACGACCCAAGGUGGUGCAUGCGUUGAAACCUCGCAAAAGAGAAGAUGAGUUACAUAAAGCUGUGAAAUUGACAUCGAGGGAAAGAAGAUUCAUAAAAUUCGCAUCAGUGGCGUACGAUGGUCAAUUAUACAUGACUCCGCAAGACUUUCUUGAAAGUGUCGUUGAUGCUGAACCUCGACCGAGGUUAAAGAGACGAGUACUGACCGAUCAGGAACUCGAAGUGAUGAGAAAUUCGACUUCCAUUAUACGUCAUGGAAGCACGCACAUGUUCCGAAAUUUACGAGACAAAGGAAUUAUUUCUUACACGGAGUAUUUGUUUCUUCUGUCUAUCCUGACGAAGCCGAAAACUGGUUUCCAAAUCGCCUUCAACAUGUUCGACACCGAUGGAAACGAAAGAGUCGACAAAACUGAGUUUCUUGUGAUUCGUCGUUUACUCGGUGGCAGUAUGAAGAAACGAAAUCUUGACGAGCUGACGAUACGUGCAUUACGUGCCAUAAUUACUCCCAGCGAAGAAAAUCUGGGCAAGGCAAAGCUUCGCGAAACUCGUCCAACUAAAUCAAACGAAAUUACCUCAAAUUCUUAUUUGGAAAAGAUAUUUAGUCACGCGUGGAGAGGUCGCCAUGGAUGUGAAACCGAAGAGGAAUUGGAACAAUUACAGACACGUCAGAAAACACCGGAAGAAAUUCAAGGCCAAUUUAUAGAUGAUGACCAGGGUUUACAGCGACGUCAUGCUGUGGAUACCACAUUGAUGGUACAUUUCUUCGGCAAAGAUGGUACAAAUGAAUUGAAAUACGAGGAUUUCAAACGCUUUAUGGAGAACCUGCAGCAUGAAGUAUUAGAAUUGGAAUUUCAUGAAUUCAGCAAAGGACACAACACGAUUAACGAAUUGGAUUUCGCUAAAAUUUUAUUACGAUAUACAUACCUCGAACCUGACGAGUACGAUAAAUACUUGGACAGAAUGUUGGAUCGAGCAGAUUUGCACAUUGGUAUUACGUUCGAGGAAUUUCGUCGCUUUUAUCAGUUUUUAAACAAUCUAGAUGAUUUUUCUAUAGCAAUGCGAAUGUACACGUUAGCCGAUCAUCCUAUAUCUAAAGAUGAAUUUCAACGGGCUGUAAAGAUAUGUACGGGAUCGAUGCUUUCGACUCACAUAAUCGAUACAGUCUUCGCGCUGUUUGAUGUGGAUGGAGAUGGACAACUCUCCUACAAAGAGUUUAUAGCAAUUAUGAAAGAUCGAUUACACAGAGGCUUCAAGUCUCAACAACGUAACGAAGGUUGGGAGGCAUUUAAAUUUUGUGUGAAACAAGAGAUGAAAGCGCCUUAAUGGAAAUGGG